CAUAUGUCAGAGUCAAGGCCCGCGGGCCACAUCCGGCCCGCAAGAAGGUUUUUUACGGCCCCUGGGAUGAUCUUGAUUUAUUAUUAGAACCGGCCCGCAGCAAGCCGGCAGCCCGCAGAUCUUUUACACGCACCAAUACUACAUUUCCCACAAUGCAAAGGUGACGCACCGAGCAGUAGGCUGCUUCAUUUCAAUAUUUAUUGGCACAGCAGUCGUCAGCAUCACAGUAAAAUUAACUUUCAGAUACCCAUCAAAAAUGGCAAAACGGAAGGUGGAUACUGAGAACCGGGGGUUUCAAACAAGGUGGGAGUCGGAGUAUAUGUUCACGAAGGUAGCUGGAAAACCUGUGUGUCUUCUGUGUGGAGAAAGUGUGGCGGUACUGAAAGAGUAUAAUCUGAGACGACAUUAUGAAACGAAACACGCGGACAAAAACAAGAAUAUGGACAUGGAACAAAGGCUACAAAAGGCAGAGGAAUUAAAACGAGGCCUCAAAUCUCGACAGGCUCUGUUCAAAAAAGCCAAAUCACAAGGCCAGGCUGCUGUCAAGGCCAGUUUUAUUUUGGCAGAAGAGAUCGCUAAAUCAGCCCGGCCAUUUACGGAGGGGGAUUUCAUCAAAAACUGCAUGAUUAAAGUUUGUGACGAAGUUUGCCCAGAAAAAAGGCAACUCUUUUUAAAUGUGAGUCUGAGCAGAAACACCAUUGCCGAGAGAGUAGACCAGUUGUCCAUCAAUCUAAAAGAGCAGCUUGUGAAAAAGGGAAAAGAUUUUAUUGCAUAUUCCUUGGCUGUGGAUGAGAGCACCGACAUUUCUGACAUUGCCCAGUUGUCAAUUUUCAUCCGCGGAGUGGACUCCAACCUAAGCGUGACAGAGGAGUUUUUGGCUUUACGUCCUAUGCAUGGCACAACUACGGGGCAUGAUUUGUAUGAAGAGGUGUCAAGAUGUGUAAAUGAGAUGGAGCUGCCUUGGGAAAAACUCGUGGGUUUGACAACCGACGGAGCACCUGCGAUGUGUGAACACAGGAGCGGACUGGUGGCGAAGAUACGGGAAAAGAUGCAAGAGGAAAACGCGACAGGUGAGCUGACAGCUUAUCAUUGUAUCAUACACCAGGAAGCGUUGUGCGGUAAAGCCUUGAAAAUGGAGCAUGUAAUGAGCAUCAUCACGCGCACAGUUAACUUUAUCAGAGCCAAAGGUUUGAAUCACCGCCAGUUCAAGGCAUUUCUGACGGAGUUAGAAACGGAGCAUGGUGAUUUGCCUUAUCACACAGAGGUGCGAUGGCUAAGCCAGGGAAAGGUGCUUCAAAGAUGUUUCGAGCUUCGUGAGGAGAUUUGUCUGUUCUUGGACAGCAAAGGGAAAGACACAACACAACUCCGAGACGAAAUGUUUCUGUGUGAAAUGGCUUUUCUGUGUGACAUUACGAGUCAUCUGAAUGCAAUAAACUUGCAGCUGCAGGGUCGGGAUCGUGUCAUCUCUGAUAUGUACAGUACAGUGAAGGCAUUUAAAACCAAACUGACUCUGUGGGAGACGCAGAUGCGGAAAGAAAAUUUGAGCCACUUUCCCAGCUGCCAGACCAUGAAAGAGAAGCUCUCUACCAGUGCGUUCCCGAGCACACAGUUGGCUGAUAAAAUAGGUAUGCUUGCCGCUGACUUUCGACGCCGAUUUGCUGACUUUGAAGCACAAAGCAGGUUGGAACUGCUCGGUAACCCAUUUGCUGUUGACGUGGAAAGCUCACCACCAAACCUCCAAAUGGAGUUGAUUGACCUCCAAUGCAAUGAUGCACUGAGGGCAAAAUAUGCGGCAGUGGGUGCUGCGGAGUUCGCCCGUUUCCUCCCCGGCACAAUGCCCCAGCUGCGCAUCCAGGCUGCUCAAACGUUGUCUAUGUUUGGCAGCACAUACCUGUGUGAACAACUGUUUUCUUUGAUGAACCUGAACAAAACAUCACACAGAAGUCGACUUACUGCUGAACACCUCCACUCAAUUCUGAGGAUUUCUUCAGCUCAGAGCCUUACCCCGAACAUUGAUGAACUUGUGGAAAAGAUGGGACACCACCAAGUAUCACCCUCAACCUCAAACAAGUGAACAUUACUGUGCAAUCACAUAUUUAGAGUUUUUACUCAGUUCAAGUUUAAAAGUUAAAAUUUAAUAUUUGUUUUCACUGCAUGUUACUUCUCCUUAAACAAAGUGUUGUUUUUGAUUAAUAGAUUUUUGCACUUUAUUUUUUUGUAUUUCAAUCCAAUUAUAUUUUAAAAAUAUUUCAGUUGAGUGGAUGAUAGAAAAUUGCUAUUAUUGUUUUUUCUUUGAAGUAAAUUUAGCCCACUUUUGCUAAAAUAGAAAAUAUAGUCUACUGAUGGUGCCUUGAAUACCGGUUUCUUUCAUUUAAUGUUCAUGUUAUGGGGAUAUUUAUAUAAAGGAAAUUUGUCUUUUGUGUCUGUUGAAAAUUAAAGAUUACUGACAGAGCCAUAAGAAAAUAUUGCUUUAUUUAUCUGAUCAUAUUGUAAUAUAUUUGUUAGGUUUUCAGUAGGUUCAAUUAGGUUCACUAGACUAUAUGCGUCAUUUAAAAAAUUUUCAAUGAACAUUCGAACAGUCCGGCCCUCGUCUUGUAGCUGAUUUUUUUAUUUGGCCCUCCGUCCAUUUGACUUUGACACC
Messenger RNA from Oncorhynchus nerka (sockeye salmon), 2641 nucleotides. Its product is annotated as general transcription factor II-I repeat domain-containing protein 2-like. The record is from RefSeq and is a predicted model, not a curated record. NCBI's taxonomy places the organism in Eukaryota, Metazoa, Chordata, Actinopteri, Salmoniformes, Salmonidae.